UUAAAGGCUAUGUUGCAGGUUUUUUUUUUUUUCUUUUCUGGCAAUUUUCUAGUUCGUAAUAAACAUUUAAACAGUUAUCCAUUGUAUUUGAUGUUGUAGGGUAUUACAAAAAAGAAAUAUAAUAAGGAAAAGUAGGUGAUAUCUUAGCGGUUAGCUACAGGUUAGCAAUGAAUCUUGUUUCUCCCACAAUGCAUUGCAUGACGUCACAUGAGGUACUCGCUUUUGGACGACAAACGAAAGCCCGCCUUAAUACCAUUGAGAGAGUGAGACGAGUAGUGAGAGUAGUAGCUAGUGAAAGAUAUCGAUAGAUUGAUAGAUAAAUAGAUAGAUACAUAGAUACAUAUCAUAGCAUAGCAUAAAUAUAUAAUCAGAGAUAGCAUAGCAUAACAGAUAGCUUAGAGAAAGAGUAGAGAAUAAAUAGACAACAUGGUUUAUUACUGUGUUUGUGGCGGGUGCAAGAACUCCAGCAAAACUGGACAUAGGGUCCAUUGUUUCCCCAAGGACAAAGGGAUCUUCCGAAGCUGGGUGCAAUUUGUCAAGAUUAGGCGGGCAGAUUUUUCAGCUAGCUCUGUCACCGCCUACUCGAGAAUAUGCAGCGCGCAUUUCAAGGAGGAAGAUUACCACUCAGGGGAUGCCAAGAUGGUCGCACUUUCUUUAAAAAGUAUGAGGAUGGCUAAGUUAAUUCCUACCGCCGUGCCGUCUGUGAAUGCAAACCUCUCUGCUUGUCCUGUGCCGAGGUCGAGAGACACCGUCUGCCGCAAGCGAUAUAUUGCCACGAUGAUGACAGAUACCUCACAGCAGGAGACCGUGGACAGUGUAGACACUGUGGAGAGUGUCGAUACUGGCGAUCAGCCCUUGCCCUCCUCCACUUCUGACGCUGUGACACAGUGUUAUUUGAACCCCCCCCCGAUGGUCUCGCGCUGUGCAGGUUAACCUGAAGCCCAAGAUGGUCAGCGUGGGUACACAGACAUCUUUCAGCCCACAAACCUCCACUCCCCUCGCUAGUCCUGAACAGACAGAUGAUGAAGAUGAUGAUAAUGCCUCUGUCGUUAGUGACUUAUCGUGGGUGCCCGAAGAGCCGAUGCAUGAGGAGGACUUGUUUGAUGAGGAGCCACCUUACGCGUGUGACCCCCACCACAAUGGCAUUGACAAAUUCAUUGUUUGCCAGGAGGAGCUGAUGGGCCUUUUUGCCAUCUGUCCGGCCUGUUGUGAGAGGUCAGAUAGUAGCAUCGUGCAGCAGGAAGGAACUUUUGUUAAGAUCAAGCAGGUCUGUGCAUCAUGUGGCUACCACCGUUUCUGGCAAAACCAACCAAUGCUCCACAGGAACAUGCCGACCUGCAACCUCCUGUUAAGUGGGGCCAUUCAUUUCACUGGAUGUUUGGCCACCCAGACAUUAAGAAUGUUGACUCUGUUUGGCCUGCAGUGCAUCAGUGCGAGCAGUUUCUUUCGCCAUCAGCGCCGCUACACUAUCCCUGUAAUCGUUCAGGCCUGGCAAAAUGAUCAAGCAAAGAAUUUUAGUGACCUACGGGCAAUGGAUGGUGGGCUAGUUCUUGCUGGUGACUGCAGGUCAGAUUCUCCUGGGCACUGCGCGAAGUAUGGAUCCUACUCUCUGAUAGAGGACAGAGUGAACAAGGUGGUGGAUGUUCAGCUUGUUCAGAGCUCAGAGGUCCCCAACAGCUCAUGGUGUGAGCUUGAAGGGCUCAAGCGCAGUGUUGACCUGCUGAGGGGAAAGGACCUGCAUUUGGCAACGCUGAUCACGGACCGUCAUCGCCAGGUUGCCAAAUGGGUGAGAGAGGAGCUGAGCCCUGAAGGGACACAGCAUUAUUUUGAUGUGUGGCACAUUGCCAAAAGUCUGGGGAAGGCAUUGGAUGCAGCUUCAAAAGAGUGUGACCAACUACAGUUGUGGAGGCCUGCUAUAGUGAAUCACCUCUAUUGGACUGCAGCCUCAACCCCAGAUGGCAACCCAGCGGUCAUGGAGGCCAAAUGGAGAAGUUUAGUCAACCACAUCCAGGACAUUCAUGACCAUGACACCCCUGCCUUCUCCAGUUGUGCCCAUGGCCCUCUAGACGGGGAUCAGCGCAACAAAGAGUGGUUGGACCCAGGCUCAUUGGCAGCAGUAAAGUUGGAGAACAUAAUCAUGAGGACUGCCUUACUGAAAGAUGUUCGACAGCUGUCUCCACAGCACCAGACCUUCUCCCUUGAGGCUUACCACUCCCUCAUCUUGCACUUCGCGCCCAAGCACACAGGGUUUUCAUACCUUGGGAUGUAUAGCAGGCUUCUCUUAGCGGCGCUGCAUUAUAAUCAGAAUGCCAACCGUGAGACAGCACGGAGAAGUGAUGGGACGGAGAAGUACUGCGUGCGGUAUCCGCGCUUCAGAAAAGGUGCCCAUGUGGUGCUUCCCAUCAAAGAGGCAGCCUCAUUAGUUAUGCAACAUCAUUAAUGAAGGCCCUUCGGGAAAGCUACACUAAUUCACCUGCAGCUCUUCGAGAGACAAGUCCAAUGAUUUAGUUGUAAGUAUUUAUUUUAGUUAGUUAUCUUCUUUCCCUCUGUCCAUGUCAUCUAAUUUGGUGGUGGUUUCCUGCAUGCUGCAUGGUUUGUUUUUUCUUUGUGUGCUGUUGCUUUGGUUUUACUUUGCACAAAAUUAUUACUUUUUUCCAUCUUUGUAAGUGGCAAUAAUUGUCGCUGUACCCCAUUCAAGGGGUCCUGCAUGUCGCAUGUCUGCUCCUCUGCCUGUUAUUUGCAUGAAAUUUGUUGUAUGUAAUUCAAAAUAAUUUACCAAUCAUUUUACCUGUGCCUUGUCAACCUCUGUGUGCGGUGUUGUCUGGGCUCACUGUGUGUCUGCUUGAUGUGCUUUUGCGUGUGUGUGUGUGAGAGAAACAAAAGAAACUGUGCAAACGUUUCAGGUCAGUAAUCUUCGUCCUUGUUCAGUAAAUGUUCAGUAACCAUUAAAAGCAAUGCCAAUAAACUGUGUUUUCUUAUCAAAA
Messenger RNA from Carassius gibelio (silver crucian carp), 2984 nucleotides. RefSeq lists its product as uncharacterized. NCBI's taxonomy places the organism in Eukaryota, Metazoa, Chordata, Actinopteri, Cypriniformes, Cyprinidae. The record is from RefSeq and is a predicted model, not a curated record. The transcript has 13 exons. Bases 947 to 2440 code for a protein of 497 amino acids.